AAGUCGGGUCACGACGGAAGUGGAUGGUAUGGAAAAAUGGCGGCGCUGAUAGUUCCCCGCCUUCCAGCACUUGGCUCUUUUAAUCUGAGGGCCUUUUCAUCAUUUUCUGCUCAUAAGAAGCUUCUUCCAUCAGAGAGCAAAGAUGAAAACUCUUCAUGUCUGGUCCCAUUCAGGGAGAAAAGCACAGCUCUGGCAGCAAAACCAUCUUCAGCCGUGAGCAGCAAGGGUGAAUACGUCAUCACCAAGCUGGAUGAUCUGGUCAACUGGGCACGCAGAAGCUCCUUAUGGCCCAUGACGUUUGGCCUGGCAUGUUGUGCAGUAGAGAUGAUGCACAUGGCCGCCCCGCGCUAUGACAUGGAUCGCUUUGGUGUCGUGUUCAGAGCCAGUCCCAGGCAGGCUGAUGUCAUGAUCGUUGCGGGGACGCUCACCAAUAAAAUGGCUCCUGCAUUGCGGAAGGUGUAUGAUCAAAUGCCAGAGCCCAGAUACGUCAUUUCCAUGGGAAGCUGUGCUAAUGGAGGUGGCUACUAUCACUACUCUUAUUCGGUGGUCCGUGGUUGUGAUCGCAUUGUUCCAGUUGACAUCUAUGUCCCAGGUUGUCCUCCUACAGCAGAGGCUCUGCUUUAUGGAACGCUGCAGUUGCAAAGGAAGAUCAAGCGGGAGAAGAGAAUUAAAAUUUGGUAUCGCAAGUGAGCUGUGAUUCUGUCUGUGUGUCUGUUCUGAAAUGUAUAUUUAAUAAUGGUCAUUUGUUGUGCUCGGAAGGCUGAUUUCUCUGGAGCUGCUCUGGUUUGAGUCCAGCUCCUCUUUGUAGCUGCAAUAAAAGACUUUCUGCUUUAA
This is a messenger RNA of Danio aesculapii, 834 nucleotides long. It is a transcript of the gene ndufs7, whose product is annotated as NADH:ubiquinone oxidoreductase core subunit S7. Gene Ontology annotation, biological process: electron transport coupled proton transport; aerobic respiration; mitochondrial respiratory chain complex I assembly. The record is from RefSeq and is a predicted model, not a curated record. The transcript is spliced from 8 exons. Gene Ontology annotation, molecular function: quinone binding; 4 iron, 4 sulfur cluster binding; NADH dehydrogenase (ubiquinone) activity. Lineage: Eukaryota; Metazoa; Chordata; Actinopteri; Cypriniformes; Danionidae. The coding region runs from base 37 to 690 and encodes 217 amino acids.